This is a messenger RNA of Neofelis nebulosa (Clouded leopard), 1456 nucleotides long. RefSeq names its product Myb/SANT DNA binding domain containing 7 (gene MSANTD7). The transcript has 3 exons. Lineage: Eukaryota; Metazoa; Chordata; Mammalia; Carnivora; Felidae. The record is from RefSeq and is a predicted model, not a curated record. The coding region runs from base 251 to 1336 and encodes 361 amino acids.
GUUGUUGGAUUGGCAGCAAAACAAAGUAGAAUAAGAAAUAUUUCAAAUACAGUAAUGAAAGUAAAGCAGAUCCUUGGCAGAAGCCAGAAAUGCGGUCCUUGGACCUGGCUUCUCAACAAUUAGCCCUGAGAGGGAAGAAUCGGCUGGCUCCUGGAAAUACACUGAGAGCACACAGAGCUUCCCCACACCUUCAGAUUUGCACCUUGCUGCCCAGGAGCUUCCCACAGCUAAUCUUCCUUCCCAGUCCACUAUGGCCAGUUCCAAUAGCAGUGCGGGCAUCCGGUGGUCCAGACAGGAGACACGAACGCUUCUCUCCAUACUAGGCGAGGCAGAGUAUAUUCAGCGCCUCCAGACUGUGCAUCAUAAUGCAGAUGUCUAUCAGGCUGUGUCUAAGCGAAUGCAGCAGGAAGGCUUCCGCCGCACCGAACGUCAGUGCCGCUCCAAGUUUAAAGUUCUGAAGGCGUUAUAUUUAAAGGCGUACGUUGCCCAUGCCACGAGUGUGGGGGAUCCGCCGCACUGUCCGUUUUAUGAUACAUUGGAUCAGCUUCUCCGAAAUCAGAUAGUGACUGACCCAGACAACUUAAUGGAGGACACUGCUUGGGCCAAGCACUGUGAUCAGAACUUAGUGGCCUCUGACACCCCAGGGGAAGAGGGACCCAGCAUUCUCAGAGCAAAAAGGACUCAGGCAGCAGAUCAUCAGCCUAUCUUGAAAACAGUUAAGGAAUCAGAUGAGGAUUGUCAACUGAGAAUCAGUGACCAGAUGCGAGAAACCAGUGACCUUGAGGACUCCUGGGAUGAAUCCUCGGGUGCAGGGUGCUCGCAAGGGACCCCCAGCUACAGCAGCUCCCACCACCUUUUCAGAGGUGCGGUUGCUCCCUGUCAGAGCAGCCCCAUGACCCGCCUGGGUGUGUCCGGUGAGCCCAGUCCGUGUGCCAGCACCAGCCGAAACACUCCUGGGGUGGCCUCCGCACCGCGGCCUCCGGUCUCCUCCUCCACAGUUCCUUUUGUUUCUGGUGGGGAUAGGCCUUUGACCGGUGAGCCCCCUCCACGGUGGGCGAGGCGAAGAAGGCGGUCAGUGGCCAGGACUAUUGCGGCCGAGUUGGCAGAAAACAGGAGGUUGGCACGAGAACUUUCAAAGCGUGAGGAAGAAAAAUUGGACAGGCUGAUUGCUAUUGGUGAGGAGGCCAGUGCUCAGCAAGACACUGCCAACGAGCUCCGCAGGGAUGCCGUGAUCGCAGUCAGACGCUUGGCCACGGCGGUGGAAGAGGCCACCGGUGCUUUUCAGCUAGGGCUCGAAAAAUUGCUUCAGAGGUUAAUUUCGAAUACCAAAAGUUAAGAAUUGAUUACAAAGAGGCUGUUUCCUAAACUGGUAGAAGCCCAGUUCCAACACCUGCCUUUUGGUACCCUGGCUCCUUUUACACGUCCUUAGGAAUAAAGGAAAGCAAAAACGGAUGAA